CCGCGGUAGGGCUCCCUCCAUCCCGGGGAGAGGAAGAACCGAAAGUGAGGCGGGUUUGGUUCGAGGGUCCGCGGCCUGGGAGGGCUGAGGAGGCCGCCAUGUCCGACAGCGGCUUCGACCGGGCUCCCGGUGCGGGCCGCGGCCGAGGGGGAGGCGCCCCUCUGGCUGCCGAGCAGGGGGCGAGCCCGGGGAUAAGAGGCGGAGGUGGCAGAGGGGGCCCCGAGCCCCUCCACCGGCCAGGCUUCCCCCGCCAGCAGGAGCCCCUCCGGCCGCCCAAGACGGCGCCCCCGGGGAGCAACGGCGCCGCCUCAGAACACUCAAGAGUUUCAUCUUUGCCAGAAAAAAAUUGUUCCAUAUCCACAAUUCCUAAAUCUCAAGUGGUUGUGGCUCCAGCAGUAAUGUCCAAGCUAUCAGUGGAUGCUCCUGAAUUUUACCCUUCAGGAUAUUCCCCUAAUCUGCCUGAAUCUUCUUUAGAAGAUGGUUUUGAUGGAUAUACAUCUUUAACAGAAUAUGUGCAAGAUUUUUUAAAUCACCUUGCAGAACAGCCAGCCUGUUUUGAAAACGAAAUAGCACAUUUUUCAGAAACUUUAAAUGGCUGUGUCACGACAGAUGAAGCAUUACAAGAACUUGUGGAGCUCAUCUACCAACAGGCUACAUCUGUCCCAAAUUUUUCCUAUAUGGGGGCAAGACUGUGCAAUUAUCUUUCUCAUCAUCUCACAAUUAAUCCACAAAGUGGCAACUUUAGACAGUUACUGCUUCACAGGUGUCGAAAAGAGUUUGAAAACAGAGAUGAAGCAGCCAAAGGGGAUGAAGCUGCACGGAAAAGGUUCCAUGCGUUCGUUCUAUUUUUAGCUGAACUUUAUCUAAAUCUGGAGGUUAAAGGAACUAAAGGUCAGCUAACCCGAGCAGAAAUUCUUCAGACUGGACUUCAUGAGUUAUUAAGCACACUUUUUUCUCAUCCCAUGGACAACAAUUUGAUCUGUGCAGUGAAGCUACUGAAAUUGACAGGGUCGGUGCUGGAAGACUCAUGGAAAGAAAAAGGAAAGACUUUUAUGGAUGACAUAAUACAGAAAAUUGAAAAUGUCGUCUUGGAUGCAAAUUGCAGCAGAGAUGUAAAGCACAUGCUUCUGAAACUUGUUGAACUGCGGUCAAGCAAUUGGGGAAGAGUACAUAUAACUUCAACAUAUAGGGAAGCAACUCCAGAAAAUGACCCUAACUACUUCAUGAAUGAACCAACAUUUUACACAUCUGAAGGUGUGCCUUUCACUGCAGCAGAUCCAGAUUAUCAAGAGAAAUAUCAAGAGCUCCUUGACAGACAAGAUCUAUUUAAAGAGUUCGAAGAAAAUGGAGCUGAUUUAUCAGGAGCUGGAGAUCCGUAUUUAGAUGAUGAUGACGACGACGAUGAAAUGGACCCAGAAAUUGAAGAAGCCUUUGAGAAAUUUUGUUUAGAAUCAGAGCGCAAAAGGAAACAGUGAGACCAUGCGCACAGAUUAGCGUUUUAAGCAACCAGCAUAGGUAUGAAUAGCAAGUAGAGAGGAUGAAAAAGGCUUGUCAUAUCCAUACCAAACAAAAGAAAUUACGUUUCUCUAAGUACGCAACUUAUGCAAUCUUCAUUUUGUUAAACAGAAUCUGCCAAAAAAAGUGUAAACUUAAAACCCUGUAACUUAAACAAUAUGUAUAUACAUAGUUUAUUUUAUGUACAGUUAAAUGAACAAUGUUUUGGCUGGAACAAAUUUUAUUUGAAACAUGUCACAUUAAUAUACAUAUAUAAGGGUUGUCUUAUUAAAUAGUCACGUUUUUUUUUGAGAUUAAAAUCCCUUGAAUCAUAAAGUACAUUUUGACUUCCUUUUUGGUAUGUAUUUGUACUGCCUCUCCUUUGUAGAGAGCAUAGAGAGCAUUGUUGUCAUCUCAUAUUUUUAGGCUGAUAGUACUGCUGGUCACCGGUUUUUUUAAUGUGACCCAAUCAUGAACAUUGUAAGCGGUUCACUCUGUUCCUCCCAGGAAAAUUUUUGAAAAUGUGCAAGCAAACAAGGACUGUUUUCAAAUGGAUAGCAUCUUUGCUGAGCAGUUUUUCACAUUUUACUCAGUUCAUGGCAUUUUAACUCUGAAUAUAUGGUAGACCUUCCCAAGAAGUAAAAAGAAUCUAUGUAAAGACAACACAAGUUGUAAAUAUGCAUGUAAAUAGUGCUGUUUACUAUUGCACUGUUAUAACUUAGUAUAAUUUGUGUCAAUGCAGUUAGCACCGUCUACAUUUUCUGGCUAUUCAUUUGUUUUGCUAAUUAACAUCAGACUUUUGAAAAUAAACUCCUUUUGUUUUGUUGGGUA
Messenger RNA from Sphaerodactylus townsendi, 2325 nucleotides. It is a transcript of the gene PAIP1, whose product is annotated as poly(A) binding protein interacting protein 1. The record is from RefSeq and is a predicted model, not a curated record. Gene Ontology annotation, biological process: regulation of translational initiation. The transcript has 11 exons. Bases 99 to 1475 code for a protein of 458 amino acids. NCBI's taxonomy places the organism in Eukaryota, Metazoa, Chordata, Lepidosauria, Squamata, Sphaerodactylidae. Gene Ontology annotation, molecular function: protein binding; RNA binding; translation activator activity.